This is a messenger RNA of Lactuca virosa, 1826 nucleotides long. NCBI's taxonomy places the organism in Eukaryota, Viridiplantae, Streptophyta, Magnoliopsida, Asterales, Asteraceae. The record is from the annotation of a GenBank genome assembly.
CUUGUGAUGGCCAUUUCAAUAAUUUACUUCCUCCAAUGGCUUUACAAUUCAAAACCUACAUCCUCAUCAUCCCCCAUCUUUUUACACUGACAGUGUUUUCCGCCCCAGAUAUCACUGAUAUCACUGCCCCUGCUCAGGGUGGUGCUGGUGGUCACAUUAAAGGUGGUGCUGGUGUUAACCCACACGUGGUGGACGGAGGAUCCGAUUAUGCAAAGCCAGAGAUCGAGACACAUUUUCUGGGAAAAUGGGUGCUUGAAACCGCUGAUGUGCGUGUCAGUGCAAUGCAAUUACAGUUAAUGCCUAACGAUCAGGUCAUCUGGUAUGAUGCAACAUCGCUCGGGCCUUCAGCCCGAAAACUUGAACCCGAAGGAACAUGUCCAAUUAACCCGGACGCAAAUAACCAGCCUGAUUGCUACGCUCAUGCUGUUGCUUACGACUGGAAAACCAAAAAAAGUAGAACGAUAGUGCUGUCUGGUGAACCAUGGUGCUCGUCAGGAAACUUGUGGCCUAAUGGUAAUAUGGUGGCUACCGGAGGUACCUUCACUGGUGUAAAAGCUGUUAGAAUGCUGCCUAUGAAUGAUUUGAAAGCAAACUUCAUAGAAAAGCGAAAUGUUCUUGGCGACUACAGAUGGUAUGCAACCAAUCAGAUUUUAGAAGAUGGGAGCUCACUGGUUGUCGGAGGUCGCGAGGCUUUCAGCUAUGAAAUCGUGCCACCUUCACUCGACUUCAAACCGAACAAAAUCGACUUCCCUUUCCUUAAACAAACAUGCACACCCGGUAAGGGACCAAACAAAUUCAUAGAGAACAACCUUUACCCGUUCGUUUUCCUCCUUCCCGACGGCAACGUAUUUGUUUUUGCCAACGACAGGGCGGUCACCUUUAAGCCAUUAACAGGAGAGAUCCUUCAAGAACACCCUGUGUGUCCAGGUGGAUCACGUAACUACCCUCCUUCCGGCAGUUCUGCUAUUCUCCCAUUCAAGCUCUCUGCUGAUAACAAGCACCCCCUUAAUGUUGAGGUUGUCAUUUGUGGUGGUAACAAGCCUGAUGCAUUUGAAGUGGUCGAUGCAAAGCAUGUUAAAGAAAAGGUGUACGUACCUGCACUUAAAGACUGCCAUAGAAUCCACCCAAUGAAGAAAGAUGCAAAAUGGGAGCCUGAACAAGAUAUGCCAACACCUAGGAUCAUGGGUGAUCUUUUACACCUCCCCACCGGAGAUCUCAUUAUGAUAAAUGGCGCCAAGAAGGGUACCUCUGGUUGGGAAGAUGCCACAGACCCUAACUUUACACCUCUUUUGUAUCAACCAUAUAAACCAAUGGGUAGCAGGUUUAAAGAACUGAAUCCGACAAAAAUUGCUAGGAUGUAUCAUUCCUCCUCAGCAUUGUUACCGGACACUAAUGUAUUGGUCGCUGGUAGCAAUCCACACCAGUUCUACACCGUGAAUGCCGAGUUUCCUACAGAAUGGAGGGUUGAAAAGUUCUCCCCUCCUUACUUAGAUCCUAAGCUCGAUAACCAAAGACCGGUAAUAGAUGCAAAAGGUACAGAUAAGGUGUUAAAGUAUGGAAAGCCAUUUAAGAUUGUAGCUAGUCUCCCAUCGAAAGAACCUAUGGUGCUGGGAGAGAUUAAGGUAACCAUGUUGUAUCCACCAUUCACGACUCAUGGUUUCUCACAAAACCAGAGGAUGGUUGUUCCCACAUUGACGGAUGUUGUUGGUAACGUUAUAACUGCGUUGGCACCUCCAUCAGGAAAGAUUGCUCCUCCUGGGUACUAUAUUUUAUUUGUAAAUCGCCUUGGUGUCCCAGGAAACGGUAUUUGGGUACACAUUGAGUAG